AUGUGGCGAGAUGCUACAGUCGACAUUUCUUCCUUAUGGUCGACUAUAUCAAUCAGUUUGAAGCAUUCUCCAUCACUUUCAUCGCUCCAGUUAUUUCUCAAGAGGUCGCGCGAUCAUAAAUUGGACAUCUUCAUUGAUUGGGCUCAUGGCUUCAUGGGGUCCAAGCGGAAACCCGAGGAACUCUCAACUUACAUCACGGCUGCGAUGCAUGCCUUAGUGCCUCACAUGCACAGGUGGCAGUCUGUGGACAUUGCUUGGGAGAUUGCCCGUUGUGGAAGGCUAAAUGAUAUGUUUGGACCACUCUUCACUCGGAGGGCGGACGUACUGACGUACCUAUCCGUAUAUUGCUUCGAUUACCUUGAUUACCUGCCACUCAAUGGACGUGGCCAACUUCAUUACUUCCAGCAGAUAUUCACUGCACCACGUUUGACUACACUCAUCUUGCGGUCAAUGCCUAGCGGCUUCGAAUUGGAAUGUCCAGCAGAUUUCUUUCCCGCAAUCGAGGACCGGACGUGGAGUGAGGGUGGAAGGAAGUUCAAAGUUGACGCAGCUGCCCCCCCAGUUUCUUUGCUUCGUAAGCUCGUAACAAAUCGUCGAAAGGCACGAGAGAAGGAUCCUGACAUGGGAUUGGAGACGAUAAGUUCCCUCAAGAUCUACAUCGAAAAGGCUACAACGGUGGAAGAAGAGCGGUUUUUCACUGAUAAUGUACAGGAUUUCGUGUGGACUUUGGGCUCUCCGUCAUGGUGUUCCGACAUCUCUCACCAGCACUCUCGCUCCUAUCAUGCUAAUCGUCUCGCCGUUCAAUGGACCAAUGGUUGA
Messenger RNA from Fibroporia radiculosa, 819 nucleotides. RefSeq lists its product as uncharacterized. The record is from RefSeq and is a predicted model, not a curated record. The transcript has 3 exons. Bases 1 to 819 code for a protein of 272 amino acids. NCBI's taxonomy places the organism in Eukaryota, Fungi, Basidiomycota, Agaricomycetes, Polyporales, Fibroporiaceae.